Acanthoscelides obtectus is the source of this 500-nucleotide messenger RNA. NCBI's taxonomy places the organism in Eukaryota, Metazoa, Arthropoda, Insecta, Coleoptera, Chrysomelidae. The record is from the annotation of a GenBank genome assembly.
UUUCAGAUUAAGGAAGAAAUAUAUCCGGGCUCUAUUGUAAGCAUCUUACGUAUAACCGAAGUGCGCCGUGAGAAUGUCGGGGUGGUACGAUGCACAGCCAGAACCAUCUCCGGUACCACUGUGGGUUCCACCAAGAUCGACAGUCAGUCCGACUGCGAUCGUCGUCGCGCAGAGUUGCAACUGCAGCAGCAGUACCGCGAGCAGCGCGUCAAAGUGGUACCACCGGAUAGUCGUACCGAGCACCAACCGGAGCCGGCCAUCAGACGCGAGUGCAAGCUGGUUGAUACACAACCGAAUUAUUCACGCGGAAAGCAAGCGGUGAGUUGCAUAACUGAGCUGGCGUUGAUCGAAGACGAAAACAAUAUGGAGGAGGCCGAAGAACCGGCAAUGGUCGUUCGCGGUCCCCAGGACACAACGGCACUUGUAGGAGAUAGGGUACUACUCAAAGCCACCUAUGCAGGAAGACCUGAACCUACCAUUCGAUGGACAAGAGCGGUAAG